UACCAUUGCAGCUUCAAAAAUUUUCUUUGGACUGAUUCAAUACUAUUUAUGUGACAUUUAUUGACAUAUUUGUCAAAAUUUCGUGUCAAUUUGCUUGAAUUUUCCAAAUCUCCAACGAUGAAGAAGAUGCUAAAAAAAAAGGGAUUUCUGAUUGACAAAAUCACCGAGGAUUCAUUUUACGAAAACCUACUCCUUGGUGUGACUUCAGUACUGAGAAGUUGCAACUUCGUUACACAAAUCCAUCUGGAACGCUAUCCUCCUGCAACUGUUGACGAAGUGUCCACUUGGGAGUCCACCAAUAGUCUUCUCCUACCAAGCGAUCUCCGAAAUUUUUUCCUUUCGACCAACGGAUUCUCCUUCACUUACAAAUUCCAGUACGAUAAGGCUGAGACUGACGAUCCGAGCUACUAUGUCUUAGGGGGCAUUGAAAUCAACCCCCUCUCACAAAUGGAAAAGCUCGUAACCACCGAUACAAUGUACUUGACCGAAGGCGGGAUCAAAAUUUUGGCCCCUUAUAGCAAAAUACACGUUUUGGCCAAAAUGGAUGAUAACAACUGUGUGGUUUUGGCCCAGUUUAAUCCCUCUAAACCUCCCAGUAUUUGGUUGUACUACAAAAUGAAGAUUUUUUACCUCAUUAGUGAGGAUUUUGUCACGUAUUUUCGCAUGGCUUUAGCCCACAUGGGGGUUCCUGGGUGGCAAUUAGCCGUGCUAAAAGCCACACUUCCAGAAUGGAGCAGCGAAAUGAUCCAUAUUCUGGCACCUGGAAUCUUUGAAAACAAACUUUUGGUCGACAAGAGCGAAUUAAACAUUGUCGACUCUUCAAUUUUUGUAUUUGAAGAUUUGGUGUCGGAUUGUGAGGAUGUGAACAGUGAAUGUGAUAGGAAAAAACCGGUGAAAAACAAACCGAAAAAGUGAAAGUUUUAUUGUAACGUAUUACAUAAUGAAAGUAAUGGAAAUAAUUAACCCCCAUAUUCCGCAAAAAGGUAACAAGAUUGAGCAAGAAAUGGACUAACUUCCAUAAAUUACUUGGGCACUUAUUCCUUAUUUUUCCCUGUUUUUAGUGACAUUGACACCGUUCUUCAUCCCGAUUUCUUUAUCUUUAUUGUUCUUUUUCUUCUCGUGGGCGAACAUCUUCACGAAAAUUGUCCGUUUCUUGGACGGAACUUCCUUACUUUCGUCAUCGUCGUCUUCGUCAGCAUCAUUAUCUAUCUUCAUUGAUUUCAUCGCAAUUCUUUCCUUUUUUUGGUGCAAGAUUCUUUAUACCGUCUUUUUUCGUUUGUCAUUAUCGUCAUCUUCAACACUUCGACUUGAAUAAGAUGAUUUCAGUCUUCCUGCAGCGAUUUUUUCUGUUUUUAAGCAAAGAAUCGUCCCUAAAUCAAGUGUUUUUAUUGUAAAUGCUGCACAAAUCGUAGUUUUUGGGCAAAAUAGAGCGAUUUCCGCUUUUCUAUAGCGAUUUUUUUUUGCGUUUUUAAAUAGGAAUUACAUACUUUAAUCUAAAUUGUUGUAUAAAUUGCGUUUUCGGGCAGAAUAAGGCGAUUUCAGCCUUCCGAAAGCAUUUUUUUGCGCACUGUCGUUUUCAGAGAAAAUGAACCGAUUUCUGUCUU
Messenger RNA from Tribolium castaneum (red flour beetle), 1604 nucleotides. RefSeq names its product tubulin polyglutamylase complex subunit 2. The record is from RefSeq and is a predicted model, not a curated record. The transcript has 2 exons. NCBI's taxonomy places the organism in Eukaryota, Metazoa, Arthropoda, Insecta, Coleoptera, Tenebrionidae. Bases 118 to 915 code for a protein of 265 amino acids. Gene Ontology annotation, biological process: protein polyglutamylation.